CAGACGCUCCGCGGAACCCCCCGCCGCCUUCCCCGCCCUCCCCGCUGCCGCCGCCGCUGCUUCACCCGGCGCCGGGUAAACUGCGGGAGGAGAAGAAAACGGCGCUGAGCAAAGUGGUUAUUCGAAGGCUUCCUCCUUGUCUAACCAAGGAACAACUUGAGGAACAGCUACAUCCUCUACCUGCCCAUGAUUAUUUUGAGUUUUGCACUGCUGAUCCCAGGUUUGGAGUAUCCUGCAGUGGUUGAAUUUGCUCCAUUCCAGAAGAUUUCAAAAAAGAAGCUGAAGAAGAAAGAUGCCAAAGCCGGGAGCAUUGAAGAUGAUCCAGAAUAUAAGAAAUUUUUAGAGAGUUAUUGUGCUGAUGAAGAGAAAAUCUGUGCCAAUCCUGAGAUUCUUUUGGGAGAGAUUGAGGCCAAAACAAGGGAACUUAUUGCUAGAAGAACAACACCUCUUUUGGAAUAUAUUAAAAAUAGAAAAUUAGAAAAGCAGAGAAUACGAGAAGAGAAAAGAGAAGAACGAAGGCGGAGAGAAUUGGAGAAGAAACGUCUGCGGGAGGAAGAGAAAAGGAAGCGCAGAGAAGAAGAAAGACGUAAAAGGAAAGAAGUGGAGAAGCAAAAGAAAAUUUCUGAAAAAGAAAUAAGGAUCAAGCUUCUCAAGAAACCUGAAAAAGGAGAUGAACUGGCCAGUGAAAAGCACAAAGAAAAAGGUGAAGAAGCUGACAUUGAGGAAAACAAAUGGGAUAAAUCACCUGGAUCUGGGAGUAUAAAAUCCAAGACUUUGGAGAGUUCACUAAAAGAACUUAAGGAAAAGUCACAAAAUGAUAGUGACAAAGAGCAAAGAGAUUUGGAGAGAAGAUUUCGAGAAAAAGAACCUGAAAGACAAAGGUAUCGAUUGGAUGAUGGCAGAAAGCAUAGAACUCACUAUGAGUUUGACAAGUUUAUGAGAAGGAAUGAAGAAGAUCUGAAAUGGGGGAAAGGAUACAGCCAAGACAGAGGAAAGAAAGGGAACUACAACUACAGCUUCACUGUGGAGGCAGUAGACAAACUGGGUAAAGAGGACAAGUGUGAUGACAUGGCAUCCAAAAAGGAGCGCAUAAGAAAUAAGGAUCGCCCAGCCAUGCAGUUAUAUCAGCCAGGAGCUCGCAUCCGAACACAUAUGGGACCUACAAGUAAAACCUAUGAUUGCAGUGGGAAAUCUUUUGAAGAUGCUCUUGAUAAAAAGUAUGAGGCAGAUAAUUCAGCUGGAGCUGAGAAGACUGAAAAAGGAGAAUAAAACAAGCUGGAGGAAAGUCUUGUGAAAAGGGAUGAAUUUAAGAUUCAGUGUCAUGACAAAAAAAUCCAUUGGGCUGUUUCAGAACUCCACAGGCAAUUGCACCAACAAAAUUAUAAUAGCUCUGCCUCUUACUUUCUGUAAAAUAAAGGGAAGAGUGACUGGAAAUAUAUAAAAUAUCUUUCAGCAAAGGAAUAUUGUUGCGUUUUUACAAAAAGCAGCACAAACGCUCUUUGCCUAAUUUAAAAGCAGAUCAGAUAUUUUAUUAUAUUUACCUUGAAAUAGAAAACCUCUAACAGUUUUAAAGGAGUAUUUAUAUAAGACUUUACAUAAGCUAUUUCACCUUUUCAGCUCUAAAGAAAUGAAAUGUAAAUUUGCAUCAGUUUGAAAUCUGAGGCACUUUAAAUGUUUUUGGUGCAUGACAUGAGGGUCACAGGACCCCUUCCUGCAAAGAGCAGCAGCAGGGGCUGCUGCAGGGAGUUGUGGUCGGACUCAGUGUGACUGGCCCUGGGAGGAAGCUCUGGAGCCAGUGCUGUUUGCAGGAUAAGGCCCACAGUUUGCACAGCUGUGAGGAAUGACCAUUGGUAUCUGUACCUCAUUGUGUUUACAUUGUUUUUGAAUUAACUAUAGUGUCAGAUAAGUGUUAGUAAAGUAUGUUGUUAGAGACUUUGUCAUUUUCUGAGCCACUUUUGCCUUUUAGUUUUUAAUCGAUUUCUUGUGCUUAAAAUAGCAGAAAGCUAACGCAAACCUCAGCACUGGUUUUAAUGAAUUAGCUGUUUUUUAUGGGUUUGACACUGGCUUUUGAAAAAAAAAAAGUGGUUGUACAGUGAUGAUAUUUUAUAUGCUAAUGUUUCAUAUAAGUUGCAGUUACAGGAUUUGAAAAAUGUAUGAUAAAUGAACAUUCUGCAGUUCUAUUUGUUAAAUAAUUAAACACACAUGAAUGUCAAUUGCGCACUACCAUUUUGUAAGAUCUAGGACAAAUUCUGCCCUCUGAUGCAGGCACAUGUACAUAUAUAUAUAUGUAUAUGUGUGUGUGUAUGUAUAUCUUCUAUUGGUUUCAAUGAUAGCCUUGUGUUUAUGGAAAGGCAGAAUAUGUUCCAUUUGUCUUUCAUGGCUGAAAAUUUCUCAGUUGUCUAAAACUGAGACCUGCUUUAUCCCUGAAGUUAAAUAGUAAGAUACUAAUUUAUUUUUUCAUCUUCUUUGAACAUUUUACUAGUAAGCGUAACAUCUAGUUGUUCUAGACUGAAAAAUUAUUUAUUGUAUUUUCCCAGAUACUAAACAUUAAAUAGAAUAAAAAAGAUUUUGACUAUGAUUUUGAGAUGCAAUAUUCAGCUAUUUUUUCAUCUAUUACUCCAGAAAAAUUAAGGUGUUAUUAUGCUGCUUUGUAUCCUUCAGAAGCAGAUAAAAAUAUGGUUAAGAAGAAUUUUAAUAUCAAGCUACAUAAGUGAGCUGCCAAAAUUACUUCAAGAUUAAGUAAAACUGCUGCUAGAGAAUCAUCUGGGUUUAGUUCCAUCUCAAUUAAGGAACUCUUGGGACAACUUAUCUUAUUCAGCAGAUAACUGGCAUCUAUUCCUUUCACAUCCUAGGGGGAGAGGGGCAGUAGAAAGUACUGACAGCAGGAUCUGACCAGUUUUAUAGCCAACUAACACUUGUAUGGCAACACUAACGCGUGCCACAAGCAGGUCAGGAGAGAUGGGAACAGCAAGGCAGCCCGGGGACACCAGGCGUCCAGGGUGCACGGGAGCGCUGCCCGCAGGCUCUCUGCUGAAGUGUGACCCCGAGUGGAAAAGAAAUGCAUCCUGCCAACAGAGGAAACGCCAUCGCUGAGCUUCCCCUCUCUGUGCUGAUGGCCGUCUCGGGCAGUGCUAGCAGGACCUGUGGGAGCAGGGAUCGGCUUUGGGAUGGGAGCUGCCAGCCGUAUCUUCAGGGAAGACUGCCUGCUGGAAUCGAGCAUGUAUCUCAUGGUAAUUCUGCGAAAUACAAUGACUAAAGAAUCAGAAUCACAUUUCUAAGUCCGCGGUCCAAUCUCACCUGCUCAGGAAUGCAGCAGGGCCUGAACCUGCUUCCCUUGCUGGGGCAGCUGGGCAGGAGGAGCUGCCACCUGCUCCGUGCUCACUCGUUCCUUUAUGCUUCUCCCGAUGACAACAAAUAAAUGCAGGCUCACAGCCUGCCUUUGUUCGAAUUCAGCGUGCUGUAAGAGCUUCACUGCCACAACAGUAACUUUGUUUUGCAAAUUCAGCUUAGCUGAAAGUAGAGACAGCAUCCCCACGGAAUGGGAAUUGUAUCUGAUUACAUCGCAGCUGACUUUGGUGCCAUCUGUUUUCUUGCCUUUAAAAUACAAUGUUCUACAUUUAAUAAUUAAAAAAUUUAAAAGAUUGUGUUCUACAUUUAAUAUUGCCCACUCGAUAGCUUCACUGAAUUUCUGUUGUCCUGUUUCUUGUUGAGUCCCAAAGUCUGACAUUUAGGAAUAUGGAAAUCACCCUGUCUGUCAAAUGGAGAUUGGGCUCCAUUCUGUUGGGGAAACUGAUUUGGAAUGUCAAUAUUCAGUAAAUAAACCUGCAUUUGGGCCUGA
This is a messenger RNA of Chiroxiphia lanceolata (lance-tailed manakin), 3838 nucleotides long. RefSeq names its product UPF3A regulator of nonsense mediated mRNA decay (gene UPF3A). Gene Ontology annotation, biological process: nuclear-transcribed mRNA catabolic process, nonsense-mediated decay; positive regulation of translation. NCBI's taxonomy places the organism in Eukaryota, Metazoa, Chordata, Aves, Passeriformes, Pipridae. The transcript has 9 exons. Gene Ontology annotation, cellular component: cytoplasm; nucleolus. The coding region runs from base 187 to 1269 and encodes 360 amino acids. Gene Ontology annotation, molecular function: telomeric repeat DNA binding. The record is from RefSeq and is a predicted model, not a curated record.